Messenger RNA from Trichomonas vaginalis G3, 1221 nucleotides. Its product is annotated as proteasome assembly. Gene Ontology annotation, biological process: proteasome-mediated ubiquitin-dependent protein catabolic process. Lineage: Eukaryota; Parabasalia; Trichomonadida; Trichomonadidae. The record is from RefSeq and is a predicted model, not a curated record. The coding region runs from base 1 to 1221 and encodes 406 amino acids. Gene Ontology annotation, molecular function: polyubiquitin modification-dependent protein binding. The transcript has a single exon. Gene Ontology annotation, cellular component: cytosol; nucleus; proteasome regulatory particle, base subcomplex.
AUGAGUAAUUCAUACCAAGCCGUUGUCAUGAUGAUUGAUAACUCAAUCACCUCCAUUAACGGCGAUUUUUAUCCAAAUCGUCUUGCUGCGCAAACUCUUGCCGCUGAUCGACUUCUUGCCAGCUAUCACAAGAACUCUGCUAAAAAUCAGUUUGCUGUUGCAACAAUUGGCUCGGGAAACUUCGGUAUUCAAUUAUCACUGUGCAAAGACAUGAUCAAAGUCAGCCACGCUUUAGAUGCAAUCACAAUUGGUGGAGAAAUUCGUUUUGAAAACGCUAUUCGCUGUGGAUUCUUAGCUCUUCGUCACCGUGAUCAAGAAGUCUCUAUCAAAAGGAUCGUAAUCUUCGUUGGUUCCCAUCAUGAUUUUACACAAGAAAGAAUCGAAGCUCUUGUACGUGAUACUAACAAGGAAGCCGUUGGUGUUGAUAUUAUAGCCUUUGGUGAUGAUGUUAACUCACCAGAAAUCUUAGAAAGUUAUAUUAAGCAAUUAACUCAACCAUCUCACUUUAUCCGUCUUCAAGUCAGCAAGACAAUUCUCUCUGACUUAGUUUUACUCUCUCCAAUCGGCCCGGGAGAUGCUGGCGAUCCAAAUAUUGUUGAUGAUGACAUUCAACAAGCCAUCAACGCUUCUCUUCAAGAAUAUGCCGAUGAAGAUGAAGAAUUCCGUAGAGUCCUCGAAGAAUCUAGGCAUGAAACAGAAAAUCAAAAUUAUCUCAACUCAGUUCGUCAAUACAUCAACGAAAACAACACAGCAGAUGGCGGCGCUGAUGAGGAGAUGGAUCCCGAGCUCCAGGCUACUCUUGCUGCUUCAAGAAACGAAGCACAACAAAAUUCGGAACCUAAGCCAGCAGUUCCAGUUCCAAAGGCUCCAGAUAUGGGCGAAGAUGAUCUGAAUGACCCAGAAUUACAGAGAGCAUUGAGAGAAUCAUUACAGGAGGCAGAAAUGAACGAUCCUGAAUUACAAGCAAUUCUAAAGGCUUCUAUGCAAGAUGCUCCAAAGGAAAAUAAUGAUGAUAUUGAUAUGGAUGAUCCUGAAUUAAAGGCAGCUCUUGAAGCUUCUCGCGAACUUCCAGAAAAUAAUAAUGACAAGAUUCAACAGGAAUUAGAGGAUCCAGAUACAUUAAAUAGCAUUUUGUCUGGCCUCCCUGGUGUUGAUCCAAAUAGCGACCUCUUCAAGAAGGAUAAGAAGAAAGAUGACGAAAAAGAUAAGGACAAGAAGUAA